CUCGGUUUCGUUCCCAGAAUUGUUGGCAAAACACUAUCAGAUACAUAUAAGAAAGAUUUCUCAAUUCUCCGAUAUAUGAAUUGUGAGAAACCGAAGCGUUAGAGGCCACCCAGAGAGAAAAAGAAAAAUUUGAUACAAAAUUUACCAGGGAUUCUAACAACUCGCGACAGAAGGUUUGAAAAUCUCUCUGAUCCUUGGACUUUUAAUGCAAUUGAAGUCGGAACCCAUUUUCUUUCUUGGAUCUGUAGUUGCAAUUUUUGCGUGUAUUUCUAGAGUUAGGGUUUUGGUUGACAUUCUGCAGUGCUUGAAUCAUUUUGACUGUUGUGUCUUUGGAUUUAGGUUUUGUAAGUCACUUAUAAAAAAAAAAGGAUUUAGGUUUUGUAAGUUCUUCGGGAUUUGAUCCCAAGCUUUGGCUAAACUUACUCGAUUUUAAAAAUCGAAACUUCAUAUUUUAAAGGAUUUAGCAGUGUGUCGAUUAGUGUAACCAAGGAUGCAAUCAAGAAAGCAUGGAGAUUAUUCUACGCUAUCUUCAGGUUCAAAGUUACGUGCCCAACACCGAUUAAAAUUGGGUUCUGACCCGUACACUGGUAUUCUCCGUGAUGCUCUGGAUCGGUCUCCAGUCACCGGGCAGAGUUUGAAUCCUCAUAGGUUAGAUGGAUCCAGAUGGGUUGCGGGUGCAAGUCUAAGGAGUGGUUCUACUGAAAGGAGGGACUAUUCUUGGCGUUUGGGUGAUGGUGGUGGUGGAGGUAGGAGUGACAGGAUGAGAUCAAAGUCGCCCCCUUUUGAGAAAGUUAAAAAAAGGGCUCAGUUCGACGAGGGUGGUGUUACCAUGCAUAGGGAUUAUGCACUGCCUAUGGAGUUGCAGCGGACAUACGAGUUGUCUGACUACACAAAGGUCGGUGAUGAUAGCUCGAAUUCAACAAAUAUUUAUGGAUAUCAUCAUGGUAAUUCUGGGAUGGGUAAAGAGAAGGACUUUAGUGAAAGCAGAUUGUCAACUGGUGGUGGACAUGGGAUGUUGGGACAGAAUUCAAUGUCAAUGGAAGAUAAAAUAGCCCGUGGUUCAUAUCAGCUGCCUCAAGAUCUAGGUCCCACCUCAAAUUAUGGAGAAGCUGGUGGGCAUCUAUCAUCCUCAUCACAAAAUAUAGUUAUACGCAGGAUUGAGCAUGAAAGGCUUCAGUAUCAGGACCCUAUAACUGUGGAUAAGUUACCAAUCAUGGGAUCCUUCAAAGAUGGAGAGAAACCCACGUUUCAAUCAAGGGAGGCAUCGUAUCCUGUUGGGUCAGCAUCUCACUCCAAAGAUUUUGCAAUCAAACCUCCUCUAAAGGAUUUGGCAAGCUCCUCUUCUAGGAUGAUGAGGAAUGAGUAUUUGGGCUCUUAUCAGGAUGACAUUCGUUUGCCUCCUACAUAUGAAUCUUCAAGAAGCAGUGCAAAACUUAUAGAUCCCAUAGGUUUUGAUGCAUAUGGACAAAGUCCACUUAUAGAGUCCUCUGGAGACCCUGAAACUGGACAUAGGAAUCUGACAUAUUACCAGAGAGGUGCAUAUGGUCCCACCAGGGCUAAGGGUGAGGAUCAUCCAUACCAAAAACCUUGGGGAACUGCAGAUGAUGAACGUGGAUAUCAAUCUGAUGACUUGUACGGAAUGGUUCCACCGCGUGAUCUGCUGGACUAUGAUCAAGAACAAAUCAAUUAUGAUCAUAGACAUUUGUCAAGACCUAUUAUAAUGCAUCCCGUUGCAAACAGGGUUGAUGAUAAUACCGAAGAUUCUUAUGGAAAUGCUCGGAAGGGAAUAACAUCGGACCAUCCUACUUUACAAAAGCAGGCUGUUUCGGACUACCCUCAUAUGAAUAGGACAUCAAAUGCAUCAAAGCGAAGUGGGGAGUAUGGAUAUAAUCAUGUUGAAUUUGGAAGUAGAGUGUCUCGAAAUUACAAAAUCUCACAUUUGAGUGCAUCACAGAAACAGCAGGUAAUGCACUCGAGACCAGAUUAUAUGUUUGGAAAAGAUGCAGGACCAAAGUUUGUAAAGGAUAGGCUGCAGAGUCCUCCUAUUGAUAAAUAUGAUUCGGAUAUGCAUAGACAUGCUGUAAGAAUGAAGAGAAUGGAGGAGCUUGGCUUACGUGAACCAUUAGAUAGGAUGCUUAAAGGAAAGAACAGUGCUGAGGAAGAAUUAGGUGGGCAUGAUUCUAGAAGGUUCCUGUCAAAACGGAAUGCACCAGGGGAGCUUCAGGAUCAAUAUGAUAGAGGCGAAGAGUGGAUUGAUGAAGAUGUGAGUGGUUUGUAUUCAUCCAAUGCUGUGGGAAAUGACUAUAAUGAAUACAGAGAGUCUAAGCGGAGAUAUGUUAGGCUAGAACAUUAUCAAGACUUUGUAUCUGAUGAAUGGUUGUCAUCUCAAGAUUCUCUGGCACUCGUGCAAAGGCAUUCAAGUAGAUUGUAUAUACAUGGUGGUCGAUUUACAAAGGCUCAUCCAAGAGCUGGUUCUUUGAGCUCUAAUGACUUACACCAUUUUGAUAGAAGAAUUGGUCUUCACAAACAGCCCAAAGUUUGGAAAAGAAAUGCUGAUCAUUAUAAGGAUGUACAUGAAGAUUAUGAUGACCCUUCAGAAGAUUGGGUAAGUGUCUCAGACUCUGAGCCCGCUGAGGACUCUUUGGAGUUCAAGCAACUGGUACAUGAAGCCUUCCUAAAGUUCUCUAAAGUUUUGAAUGGGAGCCCAGCUGUUCAAAGACGAUACAAGGAGCAAGGAAAAGGUGGUAGUUUGUUCUGCAUCGUAUGUGGCAGAAGCGUCUCAAAGGAGUUCAUGGACACUCAACGCUUGGUAACACAUGCCUUUAUGUCUCGCAAGGUUGGGCUGAGAGCACAACACCUGGGUCUUCACAAAGCAAUAUGUGUGUUGUUGGGGUGGAAUACCGUUGUUCCCCAUGAUACAAUAACAUGGGUUCCUCAGGUCUUACCCAAUGCAGAAGCUUUGGCUCAGAAAGAGGAUUUGAUACUCUGGCCUCCUGUGAUUAUCAUCCACAACAUAUCUUUGUCAGACAAUAAUCCAGGAAAGUGGAAGGUUAUCACCGUCGAGGAGAUUGAGUCUUUUCUAAGAAGGAAAGGUUUUGUAACGGGAAGAAUCAAGAUGUGCCUGGGAAAGCCUGCGGAUCAAAGUGUUAUGGUUGUAAAGUUCUUGGGCACUUUCACUGGGCUGGGAGAUUCAGAGAGGCUUCAUAAGUAUUUUGCUGAAAAUAAGCACGGAAGAGUUGAUUUUGUGCAACUAACAUCCAACAAUAGCAACAGUUGGGAUGCAGGAAUGCAGGCAGACAAGGCGGAGGAACAUAUUCUGUAUGGGUACAUGGGUAUUGCAGAGGACUUGGACAAAGUAGAUUUCAAUACAAGGAAGUCGAAUUGUAUAAAGAGUAAGCAGGAGAUUCAGGACCUGGCAAAUGCUCCUCUUAGACCUGCACCUGAUGAGAGGUAGCUGUCCACGUAUAACUUGUUUAUGCAUGGUGCUAUAGUUUAGUUUAAUUUUCGCCUCACGAAAACGAACACGUGGUGCUAUUAUCUUAUCACGGGAUGACAUGUCAUUAAAAAUUAGUACUUAUGCAAAGUGUUUUAAUGGCAUGGCAUUGUAGUAUUGGAUGAGAGUACCGCAUCAUCCAUCACUCAUUGUGUAAAACAGAUGUUGCCAUAAAAACUUGUUUCCAUUAUAGAGGUCUGAAGAUCUUGAUUC
Molecule: messenger RNA, 3706 nt
Organism: Juglans microcarpa x Juglans regia
Lineage: Eukaryota; Viridiplantae; Streptophyta; Magnoliopsida; Fagales; Juglandaceae
Exons: 3
Coding region: 491-3454 (987 amino acids)
Biological process (GO): regulatory ncRNA-mediated gene silencing
Source: RefSeq, a predicted model, not a curated record